GGAAGUUGCUGUAAAAUGUCGUGAGGGGCGCUGCCGCUUUACGGCUGCCUCUCCCAGGCUAGAUCCCGGGAGCGCCCACCGCCGUCAGCCCUGUUUCUAAGAGUCGGCCCGGCGGAGACGGAGAGACCCGGCGCGCUGCUCCCCUCCCCGCCGCGCCCGUGCCGGCCCCCGGCGAUGUGAGCUCGAGGAGGCUGCGGUGCCCCCUGGCCCGGGGUUGAGACGGGCGGCAGGUGCCUGUGAGGCGGGCGGGUGCUGGGGGCCUGCAGGAUGGAGGAAAGCAUGGAAGAGGAGGAGUGGGGCAGCUACGUGGCGAUGAUGGACGACCAGAACCACAACAACUGGGAGGCCGCGGUGGACGGCUUCCGGCAGCCCCAGCCACCGCCGCCGCCCCCCUCGUCGAUCCCAGCCCCUGCGCGAGAGCCGCCGGGGGGGCAGCUGCUGGCGGUGCCCGCCGCCUCGGUGGACAGGAAAGGCCCCAAGGAGGGGCUCUCGAUGGGGCCGCCACCACCGCCAGAGGCCAAUGGGGUGAUCAUGAUGUUGAAGAGCUGCGACACGGCCGCCGCUGUGGCCAAGGCGGCCCCCGCCCCCACCCCCAGCUCCACCAUCAACAUCAACACCUCCACCUCCAAGUUCUUAAUGAAUGUUAUAACUAUUGAAGAUUAUAAGAGCACAUACUGGCCAAAAUUGGAUGGUGCCAUAGAUCAGCUUUUAACCCAGAGUCCUGGUGACUAUAUCCCCAUAUCCUAUGAACAGAUAUACAGUUGUGUGUAUAAAUGUGUCUGCCAGCAGCACUCAGAACAGAUGUACAGUGAUCUGAUUAAGAAGAUAACUAAUCACCUAGAGCGAGUCUCAAAGGAGCUGCAGGCCAGCCCUCCAGAUCUCUAUAUUGAAAGAUUUAAUAUAGCUCUUGGACAGUAUAUGGGAGCAUUGCAGAGCAUUGUGCCUCUUUUCAUAUAUAUGAAUAAGUUUUACAUCGAAACCAAGCUUAACAGAGACCUAAAAGAUGACCUUAUAAAGCUGUUUACGGAACAUGUUGCAGAAAAGCACAUUUACAGCCUAAUGCCUUUACUUUUAGAAGCCCAGUCAACACCAUUUCAGGUCACACCUUCAACUAUGGCAAAUAUUGUGAAAGGCCUGUAUACUCUCAGACCAGAAUGGGUUCAGAUGGCUCCAACUCUGUUUUCUAAAUUUAUUCCAAACAUUCUCCCUCCGGCUGUGGAAUCUGAACUUUCUGAAUAUGCUGCUGAAGAUCAGAAACUUCAAAGAGAACUUAUACAGAAUGGUUUUACGAGAGGUGACCAGUCCCGGAAAAGAGCUGGGGAUGAGUUGGCUUAUAACAGCUCAUCAGCAUGUGCAAGUUCCAGAGGGUACAGAUAGUGAAUGUAUUGAAUGUACUUUCCUUCCCGAAAAGAGGACACACUGGAGCUGCAGAGACUGUAUUCGGAGCACAGCGGGGGGUCCUGCAGACACUCAGGAGCUCUGUCACAAAGUUGUUCUUGGAAGAGGAUGUUGGACUUCUUACUUUGGUUUGUAAUUUUAAAA
Messenger RNA from Odobenus rosmarus divergens (Pacific walrus), 1542 nucleotides. RefSeq names its product CDK2-associated, cullin domain 1 (gene CACUL1). Gene Ontology annotation, molecular function: ubiquitin protein ligase binding. Gene Ontology annotation, biological process: ubiquitin-dependent protein catabolic process. NCBI's taxonomy places the organism in Eukaryota, Metazoa, Chordata, Mammalia, Carnivora, Odobenidae. The transcript has 9 exons. The record is from RefSeq and is a predicted model, not a curated record. Bases 268 to 1377 code for a protein of 369 amino acids.